AUGUCUGCUACUACCAACGUGGAGAAGCCCGCCGACGACAAGGCCGCCGCCAACGAGGCUGCCUCGGCCAGCGCUGCUGAGGGCCGCCGCCUGUACAUUGGCAACCUGGCCUAUGCGACAACUGAGGGGGAGUUGAAGGACUUCUUCAAGAGCUAUCUUGUUGAGUCUGUUUCGAUCCCAAAGAACCCUCGCACCGACCGUCCCGUUGGCUAUGCCUUCGUGGAUCUUUCCACCCCUACCGAGGCCGACCGUGCCAUCUCAGAGCUCUCGGGCAAGGAGAUCCUAGAGCGCAAGGUCUCCGUCCAGCUGGCCCGCAAGCCAGAGGCUGCCGGCGACAAGGCCGAGGGCGCCAACGGGGAUGGUUACGGCCCAGAGGGUUCCCGCCGCCGCGCCUCUGGCCGUGGUCGUGGCCGAGGUCGCGGCCGUGGUGGACGCGCUGCUCGCGGCGGUCGCUUUGGCGAAACCGGUGAAGACAAGAAGGAGGGCGAGACCAACGAGACGGCCGCCACUGACGCCGCGGCCGCCCCGGACGCAGCCGAGGGCACCACUGAGAACUCCAAAUUCCAGCCUCGCCCCCAGCGUGAGCGCCGUGAGCGCGGCCCCCCUGCGGACGGCAUUCCUUCCAAGACCAAGGUUAUGGUGGCCAAUCUCCCGUACGACCUGACCGAGGAUAAGCUCAUUGAGCUUUUUGAGGCAUACGAGCCUUCCUCGGCCAAGAUCGCCCUUCGACCCAUCCCCCGAUUCAUGAUCAAGAAGCUCCAGGCCCGUGGCGAGGCCCGCAAGGGCCGUGGCUUCGGCUUCGUCACGCUGGCCUCGGAGGAGCAGCAGCUCAAGGCUGUGGCUGAGAUGAAUGGCAAGGAGAUUGAGGGCCGUGAGAUUGCCGUCAAGGUGGCCAUUGACAGCCCUGACAAGACUGACGAAGAGGUCGACGCUGCUCAUGGCGAGGAGGGCACCAACAACGCCGAGGCUGCUGCCGAGGCCCCUGCCGCAACCACCGCCUAA
Messenger RNA from Hirsutella rhossiliensis, 1002 nucleotides. Its product is annotated as RNA recognition motif domain-containing protein. The transcript is spliced from 6 exons. The record is from RefSeq and is a predicted model, not a curated record. NCBI's taxonomy places the organism in Eukaryota, Fungi, Ascomycota, Sordariomycetes, Hypocreales, Ophiocordycipitaceae. Bases 1 to 1002 code for a protein of 333 amino acids. Gene Ontology annotation, cellular component: cytoplasm; ribonucleoprotein complex; nucleus. Gene Ontology annotation, molecular function: mRNA binding.